Messenger RNA from Postia placenta MAD-698-R-SB12, 1155 nucleotides. RefSeq lists its product as hypothetical. Lineage: Eukaryota; Fungi; Basidiomycota; Agaricomycetes; Polyporales; Adustoporiaceae. The transcript has 7 exons. The record is from RefSeq and is a predicted model, not a curated record. The coding region runs from base 1 to 1155 and encodes 384 amino acids.
AUGGCUUCUUCUCUCACAGUGCCACGCUUGAGUUUCGCUGCUCUUUAUGUGGCAGCCAUCACUUACGGAAUAAACAUUCUACUGGCCGCAAUAUGCACAUACUUCCUCCUGGGACCAGGACGGAGAGAAGGGAAAUACCAUUACGUCCUGAUCACAUAUACAUUCGCCAUGUCCAUCGCCACUACUAUCUACUUCAUCAGUGGGUCACAGUGGAGCGAACAAGAGUUCGUGCAAGACGCAGGAGAUUCUGCUGCAGUCGCUCUGCUAAUGUCUUCCCCCUUGGCUGAGGCAAAGAAUGUGGCCAUCGUUGUUAAUAUCUGGUUGGCUGAUAGCUUGAUUAUCUGGCGCGCUUACACUGUCUGGGAGGGUAGUCUUUCGGUACUGUCUGUCUUAGUCACAGUCUAUCUAGCGGACGUGGGAACCAAAUAUGGCGGAGAUGCAGUGGUGCAUUUUGGCACAGCGUUUUGGUCACUAUCCGUAGCGCUCAACGUCCUGGCGACACUUCUCAUCGCAGGCCGCCUGCUCUAUCGACGACGCAACUUAUUUGGAGGCUUCUCUGCCUCCAGCAGUCGCUACACCUUUGCGGUCAGCGUCGUGACCGAAUCUGCUGCAUUGUACACCAUCUGCGGCUUGAUAUACAUACCAUUAUAUGCAGUGAACUCAGUGCUGCAAUAUCCUUUCUCAGCUCUGUUCUGUGCUGCCUCGUUCACCGCGCCACAUCUUAUCAUCCUUCGAAUGGCCUUGGGUGUAGCGGUGGCUCAAAGUCCUGUCGUCGUUAGCCCAAACAGUUCGAUGAAGCUCAACUUUGCCCAGGACCAGUCUCAGUUGGCAUCCCGCCAGAGCGAGAGUAUUGGACAUCCCACUCACUAUCAUUACCGUCCUGCUGCGGGUCCCCAACCGGUCUCCAUUCCUAUGGUGCCGUACAAACCAAGCAGAGCGCAUGGGGACAAAGAUCCUCAGGUUUAUUCAGUCGUACACUCUUGGCCUUCGCAUCUCAAGGGUUUGUAUUCAUGCCCCUCAUCUGGACGCGAACCGUUAAAACUAUUCUCAACCGAACUCGAACUCCGACCGAACCUAUUGAACAGCUUCAGUAGCGCUUGGAGUCCAAGCCUUAUCGCAAAUUACCGCCGAUGUGGGAGCGAUGCGUUGCAGUGA